Molecule: messenger RNA, 449 nt
Organism: Lecanosticta acicola
Lineage: Eukaryota; Fungi; Ascomycota; Dothideomycetes; Mycosphaerellales; Mycosphaerellaceae
Source: the annotation of a GenBank genome assembly
AUGCCAAAGCCUGUUGCCCCCGUUCUUCGUCCACUAGAGAGCCAUUCUCACUCUGCAUUCAUCGAAUCCGAAGUCACCAAGAGCUCCAUCAUGUCCACCAACAAAAUACGUACCUACGUUCUCACGGGAUCAGUGGCUGCGAUUACCGCAACGGGAGCUUGGUACGGAGCCGGCUUGAAGACCAGGCAAGAAUUCAAGCAGGUACUCCUCCUCAUGUCCACCUCCUCAUGUCCACCUCCUGGCAGACUUUGAACUCACACUUACGAUAGGAGCAACAAACAAUUCGGGAAUAUCCAAUAACAGAGAAGAUCGAGUCGCUGGAGGCAACGAAGCGGAAACUUCUGCAACAGAGAGCAGAGCUGCAGGGCAAAAUCGACAAACUCACGAGCAAGACGACCAAUGUUGAUGAACAAGCGACCGCUAAAACCUCUCUGCCACGGGGACGAUGA